Molecule: messenger RNA, 1831 nt
Organism: Corylus avellana
Lineage: Eukaryota; Viridiplantae; Streptophyta; Magnoliopsida; Fagales; Betulaceae
Product: transmembrane protein (DUF2215)
Source: RefSeq, a predicted model, not a curated record
CAGAGUUGCCCUCCCAACGUGGCCGUAUUUUCUUUCAAUGCGCGCCAAUUUCUCUGGGAAUUCAGAAAUCAUGGGUUCGGCAAACCCGGUUCGGAUCCUCGCCCUUAUUCUCUGGCUUCUCUUCCUCGCGAUUCCAGGUCGGGUCUCCGUUGGCCCCGCCACUGACCGCUCUUUGGUUGUUGGUGAAUCUACUAGGCUGCAGCUAUCAAGCGGUCUGCCAGUGAAAAACUCUCCAGGUUCGAAGCCUGGCACUUCAGUGGUCUGUGAAAGAGUUCGUAUCAGUGGAUUGUCAAGGCUUCAAAAUUUGAAAAAAAUUGCCCACUCAGCAAAGGUGAAUGUAUCACAAAAAGAUCCAAGCAUUCGUAUACCGAAUCCUGAGAUUUGUUUCCAUAGUAAUACAUCUCUAAGGACAGGGAUGUGCCCUCUAGGCCAGUGGGAGAAAGUUACCAAGGGUUCUUGGGUUCGGUCCAUGUCACCUUUUGACAACAGGAUCUUAGACUUAAGGACUACUGGUUCAUCCUUAGAAAACUUUAUGGUGUCCAUUGAAGAAGAAUUUUUCUUAUAUCGCGUAAUAUGUUUAAUCCUGGGCAUAGUUUUGAUGAGCGUCGCUUCCUUUCUAAGCAAGUCAUUAGUGUUUUAUUAUGGAAGUGCAAUCUUAAUCGGAGUCAUCCUUGUAAUAUUGAUGAUACUUUUUCAGGGGAUGAAGCUUCUGCCGACUGGUCGAAAGAACUCACUCGCAAUUUUUAUAUACGCAUCUGCUGUUGGGUUGGGAUCUUUUUUCCUCCGCUACUUACCUGGAUUGUGCCGUGCGAUACUUACGGAGAUUGGAAUCAAUGAAGACUUGUACUAUCCUUUGGCAAUAUUUCUGCUGGCUUUUGUUGCUCUUACUGGGGCAUGGAUGGGCUUCUGGGUAGUCCGCAAGCUCGUCCUGACAGAAGAGGGAUCAGUUGAUAUAAGCACAUCUCACUUUGUUGCAUGGUCCAUCCGUCUUUUGGCUGCUGUUAUGAUUCUUCAGAGUUCUGCAGAUCCUCUUCUGGCAGCAGAAGCUUUAAUAUCUGGAAUACUGGUCUCGUCUCUAUUGAGGAGAAUCUGUAGAUUGAGAUUCCUUCGUCACCUGUACAAGUAUGAUUUUACAAUUCCGGAGCUUAACGAUUACCUCCCAUCAUCAGGAUUUCAGGAUCUGCUUCCAUUUCAUCCAUUAAGGAAUAUGCUAAAAUCUCCAAAAAAGAAACGCAAAAGGUCUCGGAUGCCUGAUUCUUCACCUUUUGGAGAUUCACAUGAUGAAAUUAUAUACAAGGUUCAGAGUGAUGAUGACUCCAAGUUCUUUACGCCUGGAACCAAAAAUUUCACCUUGGCUCCAUGCAAUUCUGCUGAUCGAGGUUUUACCAGGACAGCACCUCGUCAGCUGUCAGAUUCAGGGUCAUACCCUUCUACGUUCCAUGCUACACCUGAAAGGAGAAAAUUUUCGAAGUCCGAGUGGGAAACGUUCACAAGAGACUCCACGGAGAAAGCCUUGGAAGAACUUGUUUCUUCACCAGAUUUCAGCAAAUGGGUUGUUGGUAAUGCAGAAAGAAUCACUGUCAAUCCCAGCAAAGGUAGAGCUGAUCAGCGUCGGAAGUGGCUCUUCUGGUCUUAAGCAGCUGUCAUGUUCCUUGCGAAGGCAGUACAUGCAUAUGAGAUGCUACGAAGUUCGGAGUAUGGAAUGAACAAAAUCCAAAGUUCCAUCACAAUCUUGUAACAUUAUUUGGUGCAUAGUUUGGCUUCCUAUUUAGAUAGGAUCAAUUGAGCAUCAUGAUAUAUAUUUACCCUAGUAGACUGAUUUUUUCACACA